Molecule: messenger RNA, 3456 nt
Organism: Symbiodinium sp. CCMP2456
Lineage: Eukaryota; Dinophyceae; Suessiales; Symbiodiniaceae
Source: the annotation of a GenBank genome assembly
AUGCAAGACAUGGAUGAUGAUGUGAAGUCGGUUGCCAAGACAGAGCGAUCGCUCGGAGGCGAGACUAUCAGCAGCGCUGCAAAGCCGGGCAGUGGCCUCUGCAAGGAUGGAACCGUGUUUCUGAAAGUGAAGACUUGCAUCGCCUGUGGCAUCAAGAACACGGAUACGAAUGAAAUUCUGAAGGGUUCGUUCGCAGACAACAGGUACACCGUCUGGCACAGAGGAACUUCCAUCGAUCCGUCAUCUAAAGAUUGCAGGGUGUGCCAUAUGACUUACCAAAUCGGCUCCUUCGGUGAGGAAGGCGAGUCGAUCGAGGCCUUCUGUACCAAGAUGCGGAAGUCUCCCCAGCUUCAGGCGGAGUUCGAUGCAGCGAGGACAAAAAUGUUGGAGCUCUUGAAUGAAGGGCAAGUCAGGUUCAAAGCCAAGACUCUUCACAAUGCGAAAGCGAAACUUGAGGACUCUCGCAAGAAAGUGGUGGAAGAGUUCAAAGAGGCCAGCGAACAGAUUAUUACCCCCUACAAAAUGUAUGACCGCAGUUUGUAUGAGCAGCUGCAUCCAGGUGCCAUCGAACGCAAAAAUCUGAGGGUUGCAAAGAAGGUCAUCAAUGGAGAACUCAAAGAGGUUGUGAUGAUUCGCAAGCAAAAGGAAGGAGAGUGGGACCUGAAUGUCGUGGAAAAAGUUGGUGUCAAACACAAGGAAGAGGUCGCCACGUCGGACUUGAAGCUUCAUGAGGGCCAACUGGGCAACAAGUUCGCCUCGUCCAAGAAGCGGGUGUUUUCUGCUGUGGAUAAAGCCAACGACUGGCAGGACAUGCAUGCAGAGGAUGACAAAGGGGGGGCAGGCGCCGAAGAAUUGCCGCGCAGAGUGGAGGAGGAAUCAUCGGAAGAUGAUGAUUUCAUGACCGGGUCUUUGCUGCAAGACAUUGGCAGCCCACCGAAGAAAAGUCAAAGGAACGGCAUGUUGUCGAAAAAAGAGCUGAACACGAUGGUGACCGACGUGGAGACUUCAGACACGUAUAAAAAGUCCAUGCAAGAGUUUCAGAGUCGCGCUCAAGAGUACUUGAGAAAGGCUACGCAGUUCGACAACAAGGUCAAAAAGUGGCAGAACCUGCCAGCGGAGAUUGGCGAGCUGUCUGGACGGCAGAAAGAGCUGGCUGGUAUUUACCAGUCUUGCGCGGGGGCAUUUCAGCUGUCAGCUAAGAGGUCCCCUUGUGCUGAAAAGAUGGAGCAGGCGAUCCAAUCUUUGCAAGGCCAAAACUUGCAGGUUCCGUUGGCAUGGUGCGACUUCUACUUGAUGGAAAAGCUUACGGACUGUAUCCGCUUCAAGAGACUAGAGGACUUCGUCGAAGCAUGUGACCCUGCAAACAAAGUUUUCUCAGACGCGGAGCCAGAGCAGGCUGCAGCAAGCGUCCUGAGGUGUUUGGGCGAAACCUUUUGCAAUCUUGUGCCUGCUGCUCCCGAUCCGGCUGCCAGCCAGAAGAGAGGUCGUAAGAGACUGGGGGCACCAGAUGCAGAGUUGUUGGCGACCCUGGUGGAGCAGUUGUUGGCAGGAGGGACUGCAGGCGAUCAAAUUCUCGAAGAAGUCAAUAUUUUUGCUGAGGCACUGGGCAAGGAUGACGGUGUGCGGGAGAAGGCGUGUCAACAGCUUAACGUGUGGAAGGCAGAUGGCAACUACUUUGGAGUUUUGCGGCCCAUGUUGCGGAAUGAGAAGUGGCCAGCUUUCGCGGAGUCACUGACAGCGCGACCUUCUGCUGCUUCAGUUUCUACAGAGCUGCGAGCUUUGUUUGAGCAGGUCAAUGCGAUGACCUCCUUGUUGCCAGAGCAGAUCAAGGACGACUUUGCGGACAUGCUACGGAAGGCAGCAGAAACAGCGGAAGACUGCGAUGGGGUAAACUCCGUGAUGAUCGGCCUAAAGUUGUUUGCUGAAGAGGCUCGGAAACAGCAGCUGGAGGUCACGUUGCGCCUUUGCAAAGACAUCGCCAGCCGCGGUGUCUCAGCCAUGGAUUUCCAAGGUGACCAGGUGCUCAAAGACGAGAUUUUUUCCAAAGGCUGCUGGCAGUUUCCUGGUCUUGAAGCCGUUCUGGCUGACUCGCCGGCAGAAGACAAGCACAAACAGGUGUUGCUGCAAACGUUUUCUGAGCUGAAAGCUGCGGUUGCCAAGUUGAAGCACACCGACUCCUUGCUUGCAGGAGUUUUGGCCCUGGCCAAAGCUUCGCAACAGCAUGCAGACCAGAUAUGUUCGGAAGACUUGCAGAGCUCAGUGGUUCGUUGUUGGAGUGCCGUAAAACACAAGACGCAAACCGAUCCUGACGUUGCUUCAGACGAUGACCCACUCCGUAUAGCUCUCGAUAAGCUGCUGAUGGCCACCAAGAUAGAGCAAGUAGGACCGCGCGUGUAUGACGAAUGCAUGCAACAAUUUCGGCUGUCAGCCAAGAAGGUGAUGGAGGCAGCGAUGCAGCGCCAGCAGAAGGCAACAGCGGACGCAUUGCGAACAAUGCUGGAUAUGGAGCACAAAUGUAUGCAGUGCUCUGCGUUGUCUGAUACGCCGGUCUUUGCCCGCUCCUGCAUUUCGUUCGCAUGUUUGGUGUUUGCAAAGGUGUGCGAGGCUCUGCCUUCCGCUGUCAGCGAGAAAGUGCCAGACGAGCUUUUGACAUGUGGCAUCGUGGACACCGUCACCGCAGCAUGCGACAGGGAAGCUUGCAAGCAGAAGUUGCUUCAGAUACUGGAUCAAGACACCUCUGAGAAGUUUUUCGAGCAAGCUUCGGCCUUGCACGAACUUGUAAAGCCUCUUUUUACCAAGAAGUCGCAGGCUCUUGAGAAGCUGUUGGCAGAAGCGCUGCAGGCUAUGAAGGAUGCUGUGGUACUGCAGAGUACAGCCGACAUGCCUUUGGAAGCAUUUGUCAAAGCUGUGCUUUCUGGAGACCGCGUGAAGGCACUCUUGAAGCAGCUUCGAGUCGCAGAAAAAAACAUGCAGGCUUGUGGCCUCUUGAAGCAAGGCAGCUUGCAAGAGGAAGUGACUGAACUGAAAAACCAGGCUCGGCUGCAAAUCUUGAAGUGGGGCGCUGCAGUCAUCCUGACCAACCCGGAGCUGGACAAGGACUCAGCCAAAGGCAAGGGCCUGAGGAAGGCCUUGAAAGACAUAUGGGACUCUCAUGGCGAGGAGAAAGAGUUUCAAAAGGUUUUGGGCGCGGAUGCGUGCAACUUGGUGGCAACAAGCCUCAAGGGCCCCACCAAACGCGAGGGUGGGGAGGACAAUGAGGACUGCUCGUUCAAGGCCGAUGAGCAGAUUGCUUUGCGGCUGACAGCCAGAAACAGUUUUGGCUUGGCCAUUUUGGCCACAGGCGGCGGCGGCGGCGUUCUUUCUGGUCCGGGAUGGGUUCGGCUGACAGCCAUGGAAGAGCAUCACCUGCCACAACAAGCCGAUGUGAGCUGGGCCUGUAAGUGCCUGUUAGCCUGA